Molecule: messenger RNA, 1808 nt
Organism: Oncorhynchus gorbuscha (pink salmon)
Lineage: Eukaryota; Metazoa; Chordata; Actinopteri; Salmoniformes; Salmonidae
Gene: churc1
Product: churchill domain containing 1
Exons: 4
Coding region: 169-507 (112 amino acids)
Biological process (GO): multicellular organism development; fibroblast growth factor receptor signaling pathway; positive regulation of DNA-templated transcription
Molecular function (GO): zinc ion binding
Source: RefSeq, a predicted model, not a curated record
AGUUAAGAAUAGCCUGUCAUUGCGGAAGUAGCUUCAGUGAAGAAAACCUUUUUUAUUGAAAAUUGAAAGAUAAUAAUUUACUGUCGUGAGAAAACGAGUCACGUCAUAUAGUUAGAGAUUACUACCCGUUUUACUGUGUCUAUUGCUGGCUUUUUGAAAAGGAGUAAAAUGUGUAAUGGUUGUGUGCAGAAAGAGUACCCCGACAGGGGGAACACAUGUUUGGAGAAUGGCUCCUACCUGAUGAACUACCUGGGCUGUGCCAACUGUCACCAGAGGGACUUUGUGUUGAUCAGCAACAAGGCCACAGAGGAUGAGGAUGGAGAGGAGAUAGUCACCUAUGAUCAUGUGUGUAAAAACUGUGACCACGUCGUAGCCAGGCAUGAGUAUACCUUCUCUGUGGUGGACGAUUAUCAGGAGUACACAAUGUUGUGCAUGCUGUGUGGGAAGGCGGAGGACUCCAUCAGUGUGCUGCCAGAUGAUCCCAGGCAAACCGCCCCUCUCUUCUAGAAGAGUACAAUGACAAACUGAGAUGACCAGAUGUAAACAAUCAAGAACUGCAAGCUCAACAUGGACCAGAAGUCACAUGAAAGAGAUGGACUAUUAGCAUUCUAGAAAAUAGACCAGGUAUUCUAGAACACAUAUCACUUCUCAAACCCAAAGCCAUAUAGCCAUGCAUCUCUAUAUGGCUCUGCCCAGACAUAACAUUUCACUUAUAGAACACAGAGCUUGUCUAAGAUGGCAAGUCCUAUAUUCAUCAAAUUGAAGGAAUAAUACCUUAUUCUUCUUCUUCUAAUAGUCUUCUUUAACAUAGACUUUGCAUCAGCAUUAAGGGUAAGCAAAGACUACAUAGUAUAGUACAUGCUACUCUUCAUUGACCACAGAUGUAUAUACUGUCCAAUUUUGCUAGAAUUAGAUUUAGGGCCUAGUUCACUCAGUAACAACCCCAACCCCCACCCCAUAAGCACUAUUAGAGAUUCAUCUUGGCUUAUCAGAGCGCGAGAAGAAGCUACUACCAUAUCACAUUUACCUAAGGAUCUACAUUAAGUUUGUUGAAGGUUUGGGGGCUAUGGGUUGUUUCUGUAUAGGGCCUAUGUUGGGGGCUAGGGGUUGUUUCUGGACGGGGCCUAGGUUGGGGCUAAGGGUUGUUUCUGGACAGGGCCUAGGUUGGGGGCUAGGAGUUGUUUCUGUAUAGGGCCUAAGGGUUGUUUCUUGACAGGGUCUAGGUUGGGGAUAAGGGUUGUUUCUGGACAGGGCCUAGGUUGGGGCUAAGGGUUGUUUCUGUAUAGGGUCUAGGUUGGGGCUAUGGGUUGUUUCUGGAUAGGGCCUAUGGGUUGUUUCUUGACAGGGUCUAGGUUGGGAAUAAGGGUUGUUUCUGUAUAGGGUCUAGGUUGGGGCUAAGGGUUGUUUCUUGACAGGGUCUAGGUUGGGGAUAAGGGUUGUUUCUGUAUAGGGUCUAGGUUGGGGCUACGGGUUGUUUCUGGAUAGGGCCUAAGGGUUGUUUCUUGACAGGGUCUAGGUUGGGGAUAAAGGUUGUUUCUGUAUAGGGUCUAGGUUGGGGCUAAGGGUUGUUUCUUGACAUGGCUUAGGUUAGGGUUAUUUUUUAGGGCUUGGAACCCUAGUUUGACUGCUGUUAAGGAUAAAUCAUUCUUACAGAUCACAUGUCUAUUUAAAUAUAUUUGACAGUAUUGUUUUUUAAAUAUUAAGUAAAACAAAUGUUUGUAUGUUGGGGGGGGCAAUGGAACUUGACACUGUACGCAUUUGUUGGUUGCAUCAUAGCGUAAUAAAGACAACGUGUAGGUAGUCUACUA